CGCACGAAAAUUAAAAAAUAUAAUUUGAGGUUAGAAUUUGUAUGAUGUGUCAAAAAUAUUGCUACAAAAACAUCGAUAGUAAUAAUGUUAAAUAGUGCCUUUUAAAAUUAUCUUCAAGGAAUAAUACUCCCUUUUGAAAUGGCGGUGGUAAUAGAGACGACUCUUGGUGACAUCACCGUGGAUUUGUACUUAGAACAACGUCCAGUGACAUGUCUCAACUUUCUGAAACUAUGCAAGAUGAAAUACUACAACUUCAACCUAUUUCACACAAUAAGAAGUGGAUUUAUAGCGCAGACUGGCGACCCUUCUGGCGAGGGGUCAGGCGGUGAGUCUAUUUUUGGUCUUUUGGAGGGUCCAGAGAAACGUUUCUUCUCCGGCGAGAAAAUGCCUAAAAUUCGUCAUACGAGCGCUGGAUUACUAUCAAUGGUGUGCACAGAUGAUAUGAUGGUAGGGUCGCAAUUUUUCCUCACUCUUGGCUCAGAAUUAGAUUCCUUAGACGGCAUACACUGUGUGAUUGGCGAGGUUACUGAGGGUCAUGAAGUUUUGCGUAAAUUAAACGAGGCAAUCUGUGAUGAGACUCAUAGACCUUACCAAGACGUGCGAAUUACUCACACAGUUGUUUUAGAUGAUCCAUUCAGUGAUCCUAAAGGAUUUCGUGCACCAUCCCGGUCACCUUCUCCCAGUGCGGAAAGGUUGAAAGGAGGCCGAAUAGCUCCUGACGAAGAGCUCGAUGAAACUGAAGGUAAAUCUGCUGCAGAAAUUCAAGAAAUUAUUGAAGAAAAAGAGGCUAAAGCUCGAGCUACCAUCUUGGAAAUUGUUGGUGACUUGCCUGAUGCCGACAUAGCUCCACCUGAAAAUGUACUGUUUGUAUGUAAACUAAAUCCAGUUACCACAGAUGAGGAUUUAGAAAUCAUAUUUAGUAGAUUUGGUAAAAUUGAAAGCUGUGAAGUCAUUCGAGAUAAAAAGACUGGUGAUUCAUUGCAGUAUGCAUUUAUAGAGUUUUCUGAUAAAAAAUCUUGUGAAGAUGCUUAUUUUAAAAUGGACAAUGUUUUAAUUGAUGACAGACGUAUACACGUAGAUUUCUCACAGUCCGUUUCUAAAAUGAGGUGGCUUGGCAAAGGCAGAGGAGUGCAACAUUUUGAUGACGAAGAAGCUAAAGAUGACUCUUUUAGACAUAAAUCAAAAAAACAUGGAAAUGAAGAUCGGAACAGAGACAGAAAAGGUAAUCAUCAUAAUGAUAGAGAAAAGGACAAACAUAAAAGACAUGGAGAAGAAAGAAAACGCGAAAGAUCUCAUGAAAGGGAUUAUAACAAGAAAAACAGAGAUGGAGAUGGUAGAUCCAACAAUAGAGAAGCAACUAGCUCCAAAGACAGGCAUAGUGACAAAAGGAACCAAAAACAUGACAGGGACUAUGAAAAGAAUAAUGAUGUAACUAGAACAAAAAGCCGUAGAGAAACAAGUAGUUCUGAAAGACAAGAUGACGAAAGACAAAAACGUAAUAAAGAGCAUGAAAGAAAGAAUAGGGUGACAGAUGUAAAAAAACAAAAGAAUCAUCGGGAAAGAAGUAGUUCAAUAGAAGAUGUUGUUGAAGAAAGGCAAAGACAUGAAAAAAAAGAUCAUGAUAAAAGCAAUCAAAAAGAAGAGGUGACAAAUAACAAAAAAUAUAAAGAAAAAGACAAUUCUCAACAAAGAACAAAUGAAGCAAGACAGAAAAAUGAUUGGUCCUCUGAAAGAACAAAUAAAGAAUAUGAUACAAGACAUGUGGAACAUGAGAGGAAGAAGGCAGAAAAGAAUCAGAGAGAAAGAAGUAGCUCAUAUGAAAGAGAAGAUUCAAAAAGAGAAUCAAGUGCAGUGAAAGAUAAGUCUAGGAAUGAAAAAGAUAGAUCUGUUGAUAUAAUUCAUAAUAGAAGAGAGGAAAAAAAUACCUAUCACAAUAAUCAUGAUACUAGUCCUGAAAUCUAUGAGCAAAGAGAAAAUGACAAUGUCAAAAGAAAUAAUUCUCAAAGCAAUGAUAUCAAAAAUAGAGAAAAUGAUUAUAAUUCUCACAAGACAAACAAAAAUAAAUCAAUGUCUAGAAAGAGGGAUCACAGUAAUGCUAGAGGUGAUGAUAGAGCUUCCCAUAGGAAUGAAAAAAGUAGAGAUAGAUCCUAUAGCAAAGAUGAGCCUCAACACAAAGGUAAAAAACGACAACUAGAAGAAUCAAAAAAUAAUAGCCAUAAGUCAAAAAAGAGCAGAAAAGAUAUUGAACCUCAAACUCCUCCUGUGGAAAAAAAGCAAAAACAUAGAUCAAAGAACAGUGACAAAUCAAAGAAAGGUGACAAGGGAAAGAAUAUUUCGAAAAAAGACAAAAACAAAAGAAAACGCAAAGUGUCUACGUCAUCAGACUCCUCCUCAUCAGAAUCAAGUACUAGCUCCGAUUCUAGUUCUUCUAGUGAAUCGGAUAACAGAAAGAAAAGGUUGAGAAGAAAAAGGAAAGAUUCAUCAUCCUCUAGUAGUAGUGACACUAGUGAUACUUCUUCUAGUUCUACCAGUAGUUCAGACUCCAGCAGUGACUCAACUAGUUCUAGUUCAGAUAGCGAAAAAGACAAAAGAAGAAAGAAAAAUGUCAAAAGGAAAGUUGUUAAGAAAAUUAAAAAGAAGUAGGUAGAUAUGUAUCAGUUUUAAUUUUUUGCUGUAACAAUGAGUGAAAUAAUUAUAUGUAGGUACUCUUUAUCUUUGUGAUGAUCAAAUUGCAAUAUUUUUUUAUACUGUAAGCUAUAAGGAUCAUUUUUUCUUCAUUCAAGUUAAAAAUAAUGUCAGGAUUUACAUUAUUAGUUAGGGUUCGGCCAAACCAACGCGAUCAGUCGGCGUGCAGCGAUGGCGACCAGACUUACGCAUUGAUCGCCAUCGCUGCACGCGUGUGAUCGCGUUGGUUUGGCUGAACCUUAAAAAAACAUCUUUUUUCUGAUUGACAUUAUACCAUUUAUAAAUUUCAUAGUAGCUACUUAGCUUACUUGAGUACAAUUAGAUAGCAAAAAUAGUAUUUCAUUUAAUAUUACUAUAUCAAACUUCAUUUUGAAUGUAUGAUGUGUACAUAGUAACCAAUAUAGCAGUGUUUAAAUAAUAGGAAAAGUUGUUUCGUUGGCUAUUAAUAAAAUAAGGAUCAAUAGUUGUGGAUGUGUGCAUUUAAUUUUUACAUAAUAAAUUAUAGUCCACAACUACACACCUAUAUAUAAUUUGAUAAUUUAAAAUGAAACAAUGUGGCCUAAAAUUAGCUUUUAAAUUGUGUAAUUAAUCAUAACGAUGUCAGUCUCUAAACUUUAAUAAAUUUAAACAAAAAUCAUCUUUAGAACUGAAACAGUUGUAUUUCUUGUAUCAAAUUGCCAAAUUUUAUUGGUGCAGACUACAUUAUUCAAGUUUAUCUCAUCUCUGUCAUUAUUUCCUACUGUUCUUACUUUCUUAAAUCUAGCAUACUAAACUUCUUCCCCACAUUAACUGUUAUUUGUAUAUUAUGAAAGACUUAUUUAAAUGAUUUAUUUUAAACUUAAAUAUUGUAAUUAUUAUGUAAUCGAAAGACGCGGUAGCGUGUCAAGCCAAGUUUAUGAUAUACAUAAAAAUUCAAAAUUUGUAGCUAAAUGUUCCACUACACAAUUAAACUUUAGUUAGGCAGAUAAUAUAUGUAUGUAGGUAUUGUAUAUCAUCACAAUUAAAAGCAAAUAAUCAACAAACUGUGUUGUUUCAGUAAAAAAAAUUAUAAAAGAUUUAACAGCAAUAAAUUUUAAAAAUAUUGUUUUAUUAGGGAAAUAAUAUUGAUUUUCAAUUUGACUGUAUUUUUCAAUUUAUAUAAAAGUGAUUAGGUAGUAAUUUUAUUUGUUUUUUUCUAGCUUGUAAGAUACAUAAAUUUUUAAGUGAUGCCAUUUUCAUUAUUAUGUGUUUAUGAUACAAAAUUCUUAAUUUGUAGUACAAAAAAGUGGAUGUAAUUUUUGUAUUUAUACAAGUAAAGUAUGAGUGUGACAUCUGAUGAAUUUUAAUUAGUUAGGUACUUAAUUAACUAAUAAAAUUAUGAUAAAUGAUGUAAGUACCUAUUAGUAGCUUUUUGCUUAGACAUUUUAUUAGUAGAUGGUAUGUCACAAUUAUCGAUAAGUACUCUAUGUAUUUUUUUAUACAUAAAAAAUAAAUAUUUGUUCCCAC
Ostrinia nubilalis (European corn borer) is the source of this 4170-nucleotide messenger RNA. Its product is annotated as peptidyl-prolyl cis-trans isomerase sig-7. Lineage: Eukaryota; Metazoa; Arthropoda; Insecta; Lepidoptera; Crambidae. Bases 139 to 2643 code for a protein of 834 amino acids. Gene Ontology annotation, cellular component: nucleus. The transcript has a single exon. Gene Ontology annotation, molecular function: peptidyl-prolyl cis-trans isomerase activity; RNA binding. The record is from RefSeq and is a predicted model, not a curated record. Gene Ontology annotation, biological process: protein peptidyl-prolyl isomerization.